UUAGCAUAUUACUUUUUAUCUUCCGCAGGUUCUCUGUGAAGACAUUAAUUGAUCGUUCCUGCUUUGAGACCAUCGAUGACACGUGUUUUGAAUUUACAAACUUUGCAGCUAUCCUGGAGCAAGUCCUGAGCCACCGCCUGAAAGGUCAGAUCAAUUGGUUUGGGUAUGAAAGCCCACGAAGUUUCUGGGAUUUCAUCCGUGUGGCCUGCAGCAAGGUUCCCCACAACUGCAUCAGCAGCAUUGAGAACAUGGAGAACGUAAGCUCCACAAGGGCCAAGGGCAGAGCAUGGAUCCGUGUAGCACUCAUGGAGAAGCGACUGUCUGAAUAUAUUUCCACUUCCCUGAGAGACAUCAGGACAAUCAGAAGGUACUAUGAAGAUGGAGCGAUUGUGUUGGGGGAAGAAGCAAACAUGCUUGCUGGGAUGCUGCUCGGACUCAAUGCCAUUGAUUUUAGUUUCUGUUUAAAGGGAGAGAGCAUGGAUGGCAAUUAUCCUGCAGUUAUAGACUACACCCCCUAUCUGAAGUUUACACAAAGCUCUGAGAGCAUCAGCAGUGAUGAGGAGGAACUGCGGACUCUAGGAAGCAGUGGCAGUGAAGGCAGCACUCCAGAGAACAUCGGGCCACCUUUCAUCACCGAUGAGAACAGUUGGUAUAACAAGUGUAAGCGAGUGGAACAGAAGUUCAGGGUGGCACUGGAGCAGAAGGGUUAUCUGGAAGAAUUGGUGCGUCUCAGAGAAGCUCAGCUCGCGGAGUCUGUUGCUCAAAACAAGCUGGUUCUACAGAGGCUGGAAGAGGCUGACCUGAACCACAAACUGGAAAAGGAGCAACUGGAGUUUAUUAUCUUGGAGCUGCAGGACCAGCUGGCAGUUUUAAAAAAUAAUGAUCUGAGGUCGCGGCAAGAGUUGACGGCACACCUCACCAAUCAGUGGCCCUCCCCAGGAGCUCUGGAUGCAGAUGCCGUUGCUCUGGAUACACUUCUGUACAGAAAGCGGUACGGACACUGGGAUGAGCAGAGUUUUCAAAGUCUGGAGCAGCUAUCAACAGAGAUCAGUCUUUCUUCAACUUCAUUAGAUCCAUUGCAUUCUCAAAGAGAUGGGGAAGGAAAGCAAGAACACUCGAAAAAUGAUGGGAAGGAGGAUACUCCCUCUUUGCUUGGUCUGUGUGGAUCACUGACCUCCAUGGCAAGCUACAAGUCUCUCACAAGCCUCAAAUCAAGUGAAUGUCUCGCAAGUCCUAGUGCUGAGAUCACAAGCCCUGGGCUCACCCCAUCUUAAGAAUGUGCAAUUAGGAAUCUUUUGUGUACUAGACUUAACAUUCAAAUCCAUUGGUCAGAUCCUGAGAACUAAGGUGAGACUUGACUUUAAGUCCAAAUUGAGUUCUUCAAAUUGAAUAGAAAACCAACUGAGAUGCACUUGCUUUGUGAAUCCAUUCUGCUUUCUGUGUCUGCGGAGGGCUUUGCCUAUUUGGGCAGGAUGCUUUACUAUAGUGCACUAUGUAUAGUCUUACAUGUUUGCAAGACAUCAUCUAUUUCAACAGGAUUGGCUUAUGCCAAGAAGUCCAAGAGGAUGUUCAAAUGUACAAUGAAUUCUGUUUUCUUUAGGGAAAAAUCUCUUAUUUUAUGAGAAUUUUUAAAGUGGAAACAUUCCUUGUUUGUGUUUAUAGCUAAAAUUGGCAAUUUUCUCAGUGCUUCAUUAGUUGCUCUAUCAGGCCUUUGGAGAAAGUCUAUGUUGUUCCUUAGAACAUUCUGAUUGCUUGAAGCAAAAUAAUUUCCUACAGAAUGCAAGGAAAGAUGGUGGUGGAUUUCUGCUGUUCUGAAUUAUUUGACUACUUCAUAUAGGAUUUAAUGUUCUGACAAAGCUGAGGGAUGUGACUGGGUUUGUGACUGCCUAUGUGCCAAGUUUCUCUCUGUUAACGGAAUCAUGAAUGAGAAGUGGCAUAUUUUCCAUUAGUGAUUUUUGCUGUUCAUAUCAUCAAUCUGUGUGCACCGACUGGGACUUGAUCUCGCAAUGUGGAAUGGGCUGUCCCUAUAUUCCAAACAAGAACAUGCACCGUUCUGUAACCGAGCCUAUUCUGCACUGAUUCAAAUGAAGACCUUAACUUUCAUAGUGCAUUUGUUAAUAAAAAGGAUAUGGACUCAAAGCUUCCUCUCUUUGUGGAAGAAAAAGAACAAGACAUUAACUUGUAUCAUCUCAGUAAUAAUUAAAUGUAUAUUGGAAAACAAGUUUAUCAAAAUAAUUGUAAAAUAUGUUAAAUGAGUGCUUGUGUGCCAAUUGUUUUAAAAAAAAGUACAAUGAUGAUAAAGCUUUGAAAGACUCUUUCUAUAGGUGUGGCACAUCCCUGGAGCUAAUGAUUGUUAAAUAAUCAAACGGUUCUUUUCAUUAACCAGGUAUGAAUUUUCUAAAAUAUAGCAUUGGAGAUUUGUGUCAUUUUGGUCGUCUUACAUGUAUGUUAAUUACUAUGUUGAUCGAUAUGUGGUCUAAUGUCACGGUGAAUUCACACUAGUUUUACUUGGGGCUACUUUGGUUUAUUCACAAGACUCCUUAACCACUUGGGGUCAUAACACACAUUUGGUUUACUUAAGAGCUUAAUGUCUCAAUUAUGUGGCCCCAUUUUUAACUUUUAAACAUUACCACUGUGGCAGCAAGUGUUUGUUUUAUGCUGUAUUGAACUAGUGUUCAAUGCUUGUGCUUUGUACAUAUGCAUGAUGAAAUUUUCUUCCAGCAUCAACCUAUGUACAUCAGGUCUUAAGUAAAUACCAAAAUCCAAUGUCAAACUUCCUUUGUGUGCGUGUGCGAGCAUGUGUUUUGCUGUUCAUUUUUGUCUUGAUGUAAAUGAUUUAUCAUGUGAACGUCUUCAAUAACUGCAUGUGUAAUAAAGUGAAAAACAAUAGAUUCUGCAAUUGAGAUAUUUAAUUAAAAAUCUUGAAGUUUCAGGUGCAACAUGAAUAAAGCGCGACUGACUUUAUUAUUA
Messenger RNA from Callorhinchus milii (elephant shark), 2970 nucleotides. RefSeq names its product RUN domain containing 3b (gene rundc3b). NCBI's taxonomy places the organism in Eukaryota, Metazoa, Chordata, Chondrichthyes, Chimaeriformes, Callorhinchidae. The transcript is spliced from 10 exons. The record is from RefSeq and is a predicted model, not a curated record. The coding region runs from base 249 to 1274 and encodes 341 amino acids.